This is a messenger RNA of Aspergillus calidoustus, 1350 nucleotides long. NCBI's taxonomy places the organism in Eukaryota, Fungi, Ascomycota, Eurotiomycetes, Eurotiales, Aspergillaceae. The record is from the annotation of a GenBank genome assembly.
AUGUCAACAAUCGUCCAGUCGUCCACUACCUCAGUGGAGUUAACCUCCAGAAACGGCGCCGAAGAACGCCUCCACCGAGCAGAGCGCCCCUCGCCCAUCGUCGAAGAUGACCAGAUAAUGCAAGAGUCUCUGGUUGCCGACUCACAAGUCCCAGAUGGCGGCUAUGGAUGGGUCGUCAUAUCUGCCUGCGCCAUCCUCACCUGGUGGUUCAUUGGAACCUCUUACAGCUGGGGAAUUAUUCAGGCAGCCUUGGUGAAGGAAGGUGUUUCGUCUGCGUCGACCCUCGCUUUUGUCGGCUCGCUAGCCGUCGCGUGUAUCUCUUUCCUGGGGGUCAUCAAUGCACGUCUGAUUCGCUUAUUGGGGACUCGGGCUUCUGCGGUCUUGGGCGUUGUGUUUUUGGGAAUGGGAGAGAUUCUGAGCGGGUUUGCGCUUAAGAGUGUUGGGGGGUUGUUUGUGACCGCUGGAGCUGUCAUGGGCAUUGGGAUCAGUCUUUGCUUUAUGGUCGUGUCGAUCAUCCCCGCGCAGUAUUUCAAAGCCAAACGAGGAAUCGCCAAUGGCAUAGUCUAUGCUGGCGGUGGCCUCGGCGGCGCGGUCAUUAGCUUCAUCGCAGACUCUCUCGUUCAGAAUACCGGCAUCGGCUGGACAUUCAGGACGCUGGGCUUGAUGACCCUCGCCACAGGUAUUCCCGCGGCCCUCUUCAUCAAAGAGCGGACACCCAUUCCAAGAGCUGCAAUCAUCGAAUGGCACCUAUUCCGCGACGUCCGUUUCACCCUCCUCUUCCUCGUCGGCGCAAUCGCCACUUUCCCUCUACUACUCCCUCCCUUCUUCCUCCCACUGUACACAGACUCUCUCGGCAUGAAAUCCAGCGUCGGCGCCGGUGUUGUCGCAGCAUUCAACUUCUCCUCCGCCCUGGGUCGCCUUAUGUGCGGAUUCUGCAGUGACGCCCUAGGACCGCUGAAUACGCUCUUCCUCUCUCUAACGCUCAGCGCCAUGAGCAUGCUCGUUCUGUGGCCCGUCUCAAACAGUAUUGGACCACUUAUUGCGUUUGUGAUCAUCAAUGGGAUGUCGAAUGGUGGUUUCUUCUCAACGAUGCCGACGGUUGUUGGGAAUGUGUUUGGGUCUGCGAGAGUUUCGGUGGCCAUGGGGAUGAUUGUGACGGGUUGGGCUGGGGGCUAUCUCCUGGGUGCUCCGAUCGCCGGAUAUAUUCUUGACGCCUCGGGAGGUGAGGAGGGUGGGACCAAGGCAUACAGACCAGCUAUAUUCUAUGCUGGAUCUUUGGCACUUACAGCUGCUGUCCUGGCUGCAGCUAUUCGAUUGAAGACGGAGCGGAGCUUGAAGAAGAGGUUGUGA